GUCAGUAACGACAUUAACAAGAUGGGCCGACUUGUAGCGUGUCAGGUCGUGAUCGUUGUGUGUUUACUGUCACACGUUGCCUGUGAUAUUGUCAGAGAUUUUAAAUGGCGAUCAUGUGGAGGGUUGAGCAUCGAAUUUAUCGAAAUAUCGCAGCCCACUCCCGACGAGAUCCGCGUGGGCGUAAACCUUCAGUUUCUACACGCCAGUCCAGCAGUCUCCAUACGUGUCGAUCUCCACCGAUCGGUUUAUCUUGGGAUGUUCAAUACUGUAGAUGUGAAGGUGCCUUGUAAUAACAACCUCUUUGGUUCGUGUUCCUAUGAAAUCUGUGAACUUGUCGAGAGGAUGACCGGUGGAGGCUGCGAAUCAGAUCAGAACACCACAUGUUCGUGUUUCUCGUCAUCGCACAUAUUCAACACAGAGUUUACAGUAAAGUUGUUUUCUCCGACAGUUUCGGUCCUGGAAACAGGCAACUAUGAAUCGACUUUUCUGUUCUACGACGACGUCGAUAGAGAGGUGGCUUGCCUGCGGUUCAAGUUUAGCCUCGUUUUCUAGGUGGUUCGGUGAAAUAGCACGUGCAGUGUUUCAGAAGACGUCACUAAGCAUUACGUCAUGUGAUUAAUUAUUCAUAAAACGUUUGAUUCGGACAAACAAAGUAGUAAAUACAAAAUACCUGCUUAAAAACA
Saccoglossus kowalevskii is the source of this 683-nucleotide messenger RNA. RefSeq lists its product as uncharacterized. NCBI's taxonomy places the organism in Eukaryota, Metazoa, Hemichordata, Enteropneusta, Harrimaniidae. The record is from RefSeq and is a predicted model, not a curated record.